Cucurbita pepo subsp. pepo (vegetable marrow) is the source of this 1372-nucleotide messenger RNA. RefSeq names its product HSP20-like chaperones superfamily protein (gene RTM2). Lineage: Eukaryota; Viridiplantae; Streptophyta; Magnoliopsida; Cucurbitales; Cucurbitaceae. The record is from RefSeq and is a predicted model, not a curated record.
UUACGAAAAUCAACCCGACCCGUCAAAACAAAACAAAAAACCCGACCCAACAACAGCAACAGAACCGCCAUUUUUUCCGGCGACCAGAAUGGCAACAGGACGACCAAGAACCGUCGGACUCGGCGCCCUCCGCCGUCAAUCCCUCCGGGCUUACAACGAGCCGUUCACUCCUAAUGUUGUAGAAAAAGAUGAAAACGAAGCCCACAUUCUCCGGCUCGAACUUCCUGAUUUCAACGAGCAACAUGUUAAGGUUAAAGUGGAAGAAGGGGCACGGACGGUGGUGGUGACCGGAGAUCGGCUUCUCGCAACUAACAGAUUGCUCAUAUUGAAUAAAACGUAUCCAAUCCCACAAGAUUGCUCAAUCGACAAAGUUCAUCAUAAAUUAGAGGCUGGAUUUCUCACCAUUACAAUGCCCAAACAAACUGCGCCACCGGCGGCGGUGGCCACGGCGGCGCCCAAGGAUCCAGAACAAACAACCCCAGAAAAGGGGAGUGGAGAAACCACGCCGGAAAACGCUACUCCGCCGCAGAAAGAACCAGAGCAAAAAACCCCAGAAAAGGGGAGUGAAGAAACCUCGCCGGAAAAUGCUUCUCCGCCGCAGAAAGAACCAGAACAAAUAACCCCAGAAAAGGGGAGUGAAGAAACCUCGCCGGGAAAUGCUUCUCCGCCGCUCAAAGAACCAGAACAAGCAAGCCUAAAAAAGGGGAGUGAAGAAACCUCGCCGGGAAAUGCUACUCCACCGCCGAAAGGACCAAAACAGACGAGCCUAGAAAAGGGGAGUGAAGAAACCUCGCCGGGAAACGCUACUCCGCCGCCCAAAGAACCAGAACAAACAACCCCGAAAAAGGAGAGUGAGGAAAUCUCGCCGGAGGAGGAAGAUAAGGGAAAAUCUGCAGAACUCCAAAAGAAGGGCUCAGUGAAGGCUGAAGAAGAAGCUCCAACACCGGCGCCGACGGAGGUGCCACCGCCUGCGGCAGCUAAAAAUGGGCCGGUACAAGGAGAAUCCGGCAAGGAGAAAACGCCACCGGAUGAGAAAAUCAACAACCCAAAUCAGAAACCAACAGAGAAAGGAAAUCAAAAUCCAGAAAAGGGGAAGGAAUCAAAAACAGAGGAAGUGGGUAAGAAUGAAAAAACCGGCAAGAUCGGCACCGGAACUCCAUCUCAGAAAGCGACAACUGGUAAGAAAUAUGCCACCGGCUUCACGAACACAAGGAGGGUCUUACCGGUGACGGCGAGUGUCGCGGCGGCGGUUGUGACAGUAGCGGCCGCAUAUUUAGCAUUUGCAUAUUACGGAUUUUCGUUCGCUAUGGAAUGAAGCUGAAAUUCGCAAUGGCUUCAAAAGAAUAAACAAAACUUUAAAUAAUUUUUCUAA